AUGGCUUGGGAAGACGCCGUAGGCACAGUCGCCAGCAUUUCCAGUCUUUUACAGAUAGCCUGCGAGGUCACCAAGCUCAGCUACCGCUACCUAUCCAGCGUUAAAAAUGCGCAUUCCACUCGGAGGGAAUACUUGAAAGAAGUGAACGCCCUUGUGGUAGUUUUGCUACACCUCAAAGAAGCCCUCAACUCAUACACCCCAAGCCUUCAGGAUAAUAACGCCAAGGCUAGAACGACUCAGCUGCGAAAUAUAAUAUCUGACUGUCAAGACGAGUUGACCGAGAUCGAAACGACACUGGGGAGAGUGGCAUUGGGCGUCUUGAAGUUAUUUUGGCCACUCAAGGAGAAGGAUCUCCGAGAGCAGAUCAACACAUUCCAACGUUAUCGGAGUAUGUUUGAUAGCUUCAUGUCCGCCAAUAUCCUCGCCACGACGACUGCUACCUUAUCCAGGAUCGACCCAUUAUUGCUGUCACAUGAGCGCAGCCAACUCCUCGCCGUUCUUCCUCAGCCAGACACCAUCUCUAAGCCACGGACUCUCACAUGUCCUGGCACUGCAUCGCUGGUUGUCAAGGACCUCUUGCGGCAACAACAACAACCGGGCAAUCUCUUGUUGACCUAUUUCUUCUGCGACUUUGCCAACGAGGAUAAGCAGAAAAUUGAAGUAGUGUUGCAAUGUAUUGUCUACCAGCUGGUUGUGCAAGGCGACGCCGAGAUUGUCCAAAUUGCCAAAGACACGCUUUCCCAGUUUGACGCAUUUCGAGAUCCAGAUAUACUGGAAAAGACAAUUAGGCGGAUUUGCAAAUCUGGACAGCCAGUGGUGCUCAUCUUGGAUGCCGAGGAUGAAAUGCAAUCGACAGAGCGCCUGAUGAUGUAUUUCUCGAAAUUCGCAGCACACGGCUGUCGAAUCCUCCUCACCAGCCGGAGACCAGAGACAGUUUUGCCUACGGGCAUAGCCUUAGCCUCCGAUUCCAUUGUCUCGGUCAAGAUGGAAAGUCCAACUGAAGACAUCCUCAAGCUUGCUGAAAGCCGCUUCAGGGACAGUGUUUUCAGGGACAGCGCCAGUUCUGAGUUGCUUGAACGAAUCGUCGAAAAGUCCAACGGGACAUCAGUGAAGGAAGUGAAGAAAAUCCUUGACUCUGCCCCAAAAGAUCUCGAUCAAGUUUUCGAGUCAAGCAUUCGAAGGAUUGAUGAUCAGCCUUCAGCUCGCGCGGCUCUGGCGCAUCGAGUCAUUGGGUGGAUCAUAAAUGCCAGACGACUACUAACCGCCGCAGAAAUAAUUGAUGGUUUUGCUAUUGAGGAAGGCAUGGAUGAAAUCGAUCCAGAGGCAAUGACAAAUGUUCAACUUCUGCUCAAUGUUUGUGCUGGGUUGGUCACCAUUGAUGAGACUAGCACAAUCAGACUCGUCCACACUUCCGUUUACGAGUUCUUUCAGCCCCUUAAAUACGGCCUGACCGAAGUGCAAGUCGAUAUUGCCCAGGCGUGUAUUCGGUACCUCUGCGCAAAGCCAAUGUCUACGGGACCGGCCAAAGACGUUGUUGAUUUACGAAAGCGCCUUGAUGACAUGCCGUUUCUGGAAUAUGCAUCGCACAACUGGGGAGGCCAUAUAACUGACCAAACCACCGAGGACACAUUGUCAUCUUUGAUCCUGCUUUUACUGGAUAACGAAGAUAUUCGCUGGAGCUCUUUCCAGGCACUCCAGUUUGAUGCAAACAUCAGCAACGCCACUGUAGGUGCUGAUAUAUUCGCAUCGAUUCCGCACGGUCAGGCUGCAAUCCACGUAUCGGCAUACUGGGGACUACCAUUUGUGACCAAGAGCCUACUCAAAAUGGGUCAUCUUUCGUCACCCCGUGACUCAGAAGAAUGGACACCACUGCAUUGGGCAGCAGCGAACGGCCACGUGAACGUCGUGGCAGUACUAGUAGAGGCUGGGGCAGAACUAAAUGCGACGGACUCUGAAGGAUGGACACCAUUAUUUUGGGCGUCGUUCCGUGGGCAUAUAUCAACUGCCGAAACCCUGCUUCAUGCUGGCGCAGGUUACCAGGUAAAAAGCAAACGCGGUUUGACCGCCCUGGAUUGGGCCAUUGGUCGUGACGAGCUUGACAUCGUCUGGCUUCUACUGGAUUGGAAACCGGCGUCUGGCAAGUCACAAGAUACAACACAAACAGGCCUGACGCUACCGGGCCUUGCCGCUAUCGGAAAAACACUCGGUAUGGAGUCAUUCCAGGGGAAGUUAAAAACGUCCAGAUUUGGAAACACUGAGUCAGCCAUCCGAGUUGACAUCUCUCACCUCACCUUAGAUCCGACCGAGGAGCCCCCUUUGGCAUCCGAAUUACACACCUUCACGAUUGUCGAUAUGUACGGCCAAUUUCGACCCCCAGUUUCCAGAUCCACCUGGAGAACCCACCAAAAGGCCGAGAAGAUUGGCAUUAAGGAACCAGCCACUUGGAAGUCGAACCUCCUGCAGAGUGCUAUCAUAACAGGGGAUAUAGCGGUGGCACGAAUGCUCGUUAAACUUGGGGCUGAUGUUAAUGCUCAAAAGCAAGGUUUGUGUCCUAUAUACGCAGCAGUCAGGAAAGCCGACGUUCAAUUCCUCGAGCUACUGCUGGAAAAUGGUGCUCAAGUGUCCUUCAGCCACGAAGAGCAGACGCCGCUGAUUGAAGCGGUGCGAUUCUACGGCAGGUGGGGUGGCAUAAGAGCGAGUAUCGCAGUCGUGACCAAACUCGUCGAGCACGGGGCAGACGUGAAUCGACCGGACCGCCAAGGGUGCACUCCGCUGAUGCACGCCAUAAAACAGAAGCCGGAUCUUGAAAUUUGUAAGGUCCGGAUCUCCAAGGGAGCCGAUGUCAAUGUCCGCAACUGCAAAGGCGAAAGUCCACUGCAUAUUGCCAUGUCGUCACGGGAAAUCGAAGUUUUGAAGCUUCUGGUUUCGACCGGCGCCAAUGUCCAAGCCCAGGACCUCGAUGGAAAGACAGUGCUACAUGCUGCUGUGUAUACUCUCAAUUUUAACCUGGUGAAAUCUAUUAUCGAUAGCGGCGCGCAGCAGGGAAUCCUUGAUAACGACGGUCAAACGGCUUUCCAUAUGUUCCUUCAGAGGCAUAUAUAUUCCUGCGUCCGCGGCGAAGCCAACACAGGGGGAGUCCUGGAGGAUUGGAUUCAAUGUUUUGCACGCUUCUACCCUUCCUCCCAGGACUUUAUCAAUCAAACUUGUCAGGACGGGAAGGCAUUCGGAUGUGCAGUCGAUAAGCAAGCUUGGCCAGUGCUGGAAGUCCUAUUAUCCUACAACGCUGCUUUACCCACUGGAAGUGAACUCCUUAGUUGCUUCCACCGAGCAGUCUUUCAACACACGCCGGAAAGAAUACAAGUGUGGGGGAAACAUGCGGAUCUCAGCCCGAUCAACCGGCAUAUAAUGUUCGCGUACUUGAUACAUCUUUCGCAGACGUUUUACUCGGAGUAUAUAAACGACGAGCCAGAUAUUGAAACCUUGAUGCGCGAAUCCCGGCCUAUCCCUCUUCGUCCGGUAAAAUUUCCUAUUUAUGGAGACCAGGAAGAUAUUUAUUGUCAAGUUCUGAAAGCGCUGAGCGAAGCGGGAUUUCACACCAACGUCGUGCUUGACGAGAUAUUCGUUAAUGCUAUUGCCGUACAGUAG
Molecule: messenger RNA, 3645 nt
Organism: Pseudomassariella vexata
Lineage: Eukaryota; Fungi; Ascomycota; Sordariomycetes; Amphisphaeriales; Pseudomassariaceae
Exons: 4
Coding region: 1-3645 (1214 amino acids)
Molecular function (GO): protein binding
Source: RefSeq, a predicted model, not a curated record